Myripristis murdjan (pinecone soldierfish) is the source of this 1549-nucleotide messenger RNA. RefSeq names its product protein tyrosine phosphatase non-receptor type 18 (gene ptpn18). NCBI's taxonomy places the organism in Eukaryota, Metazoa, Chordata, Actinopteri, Holocentriformes, Holocentridae. The record is from RefSeq and is a predicted model, not a curated record. Gene Ontology annotation, cellular component: nucleus; cytoplasm. The transcript is spliced from 16 exons. Gene Ontology annotation, biological process: protein dephosphorylation. Gene Ontology annotation, molecular function: non-membrane spanning protein tyrosine phosphatase activity. The coding region runs from base 49 to 1479 and encodes 476 amino acids.
UGUGUGCAUGUAGGUGAGUGUGUGUAUGUGUGUGUGUGUGUGUGUGUGAUGGACGUGUUGCCGACUCUGCUGCGCACACUGCGCUCCGACACACAGCAAGCUGCCGAACUCCAGUACAACACUGUUCGCUCCCAGUCUCUGCGGCUGAAGACAGAUCUGAGUUUGAGCAGCGAGGCCGGAGCGCUGAAGGAGAACAUCAAGAAGAACCGAUACAAGGACAUCCUGCCAUAUGACCAGACCCGGGUGGUUCUCUCUCUGCUGACCAGUGACUCUGACAGAGACUACAUCAACGCCAGCUUCAUCCAGGGGGCGACAGCAGGCAGGCGGUACAUCGCCACGCAGGGCCCGCUCAGCAGCACCCUGCUCGACUUCUGGAGGAUGACGUGGCAGCACGGCGUCAAGGUGAUCAUCAUGGCCUGCAGAGAGGUGGAGAUGGGAAAGAAGAAGUGUGAGUGUUACUGGGCUCCACUGAACCAGUCGACCUCAUUUGGACCCUUCACCGUCUGCAAUCAGGGGGAGACUCGUCCUAAUGAAGACAUCGUGAUCAGGACUCUGACUGUCACCUACCAACAGGAAACCCGUCCUGUGUGUCAGUAUCAGUUUCUGUCCUGGCCGGAUCACGACGUUCCCUCUGAAGCCGCUCGAGUUCUCAAUCUGCUGGACCGAGCGAGGAGCACGCAGGGAGCAAGUACCUCGCCUCUGCUGGUGCACUGCAGUGCGGGCUGUGGGCGGACAGGAGUGAUCUGUGCUCUCGACUACAUCUAUGACCUGCUGGUUACCAAGCAGCUCACCCCCGACUUCAGCAUCAUGCAGAUUGUCCUGCAGCUGAGGAGGCAGAGACCAUCUGCUGUGCAGACCAAAGAUCAGUAUCAGUUCAUCUUCACUGCCGUCGUCUGCAUGUUCGAGAGAGUCCUGCAGUCAGCGGACAGCAUGUACUGCAACCUGCCGCAGGGGAAACCGGCAGCGUACCAUGAACCUGACCCACUGAGAGCAGACAGACCUACAGCCACAGCUCACCCACUGACCAAGAGGUCCUCGCUGCAGACUGACAUGAACGACACGUACGCCGUGGUCAACAAGCCGCGGCAGGCCCACGCCGACGCCGGCAGAGCCCCGCCCUCCUCCCAUCACUAUGACAACGACCCCCCCGGCGCCGCGGCGGCCCCCCUCUACAGCGCGGUCAGGCCCCGGGCUAGGCCAAUCAGCUCCUCACAUUCUGCCACGCCCAUCUAUGACACAGCGGCACCAGCCAAUCCCAGAGCGGGGGAGGGGCCUUUGCUGCUCUGCGACAGCGGAGGAUAUUCACUGGUGACAGCGGUGCGUCCCCCUUCGACAGACGACGAGUACGAAUACGUUCAGGCUCCUCUGAAAGACGCCAGCAGCUACUGUCCACCAGGGGGCAUCGGGUUUAACUGUCGUAUUCAGAAACCUAAAGGGCCCAGAGACCCUCCUGCUGAGUGGAGCCGACUGGAGAGAUGAGAGACCUGGACUGGACUGGACUGGACUGGACUUUUCUGGACUGGACUGGACUUUACUGGACUGGACUUUU